Messenger RNA from Camellia sinensis, 3036 nucleotides. RefSeq lists its product as uncharacterized. Gene Ontology annotation, molecular function: DNA binding; protein binding. Lineage: Eukaryota; Viridiplantae; Streptophyta; Magnoliopsida; Ericales; Theaceae. The record is from RefSeq and is a predicted model, not a curated record.
GAGGGCAUAAGUGGGAAAUUGAUAAACCAGAAGAGAAGAACGAAGAGAGAGAAAGAGCUAUACCAGAAGAGAAGAACGAAGAGGAAGAGAGAGAGAGAGAUAGGGGGCGAGCUAGAGGAGACGACGGAGAGACAGAAGACGGCCGGUAGAAGAACGCCGGAAGGAGACAGAAGAGACGAUACGCACGCCAAAGAGAUUCGGGGAAGAAAAACGCUUCCAGCCUUAAACCAGCAUGAACUGUGAUAUUAUUGAAGGAUAGCAGCUGCUCUCCCGUGGUUGAUCAAGGAAUCUCAGUGAUCAUUAAUCUCUUAGAUUUGACUGUGUGUGUUGCGUUCAUGUGCGUAUGCAGCAUUGGUGAGGUUGGCUAUUUCAAUUGGCUAUUUGGUUUGCAGUUUACGCAGGAUUCACCAUUUUUGUGGCUUGAGAAGAAUAGACACUCAAACCCUCUGAGUCUCUUCUCUGGUCUUCUCUCUCUCUGUCUGAAGUCUUUGGCUUUCGUGUCUCUCUCACAACGAACGUCACCACUGAGUACUGGAUCAUCAUGUUAUAACCCCUUCAUUUGUCCGCUCAUUCACUGCUUUGUGCGACAGAAAUCCUAGACAGGUUAAUAAUAUUAUAUAAACACAUAGGUUUGUUUUCAAGGAGUUUAGCGAGACACAAAAGAGGAAGAGCUCUUUCUUCAGGAGUUUUGCAAAUGCCCAUGUGAAGAAGUUCAAGAACAAGAGGAACACCUUGAUUCAUAUAGAUUCAGUAAAGUUGUAGAAGAUCAACUGUUAGCAUCUGAUCCUGACAUUAUGGAUGAGAGAGUGGACGAUGUGCCAUUUUUUUACAUGGAAGAAUCACAGGAGCUGCUGUCUGUUCCUAUGAAAUUGAAGAGAAAGGUCAGACCAAAGAAAAUGGACUUUGUUGGGUGGGGAUCUAAGCCUCUCAUAGAAUUUCUUGAAUCAAUUGGUAAAGACACUAGCAAACAGAUCUCCCAAUAUGAGGUGGCUGCCAUCAUCAAUGAUUAUGUAAACAAGAAUAACCUUAUUCACCCACAAAAGAAGAAGAGAAUUCUGUGUGACGAGAGGCUCCAUUAUCUUUUUGGAAGGAAAUCCGUGGUACGAAUUAAAAUAUAUGAUCUGCUGGAAACACACUUCUUUGAAAACCAAGAUGGAUCAGAGGAUGAGUUUUUAUACAGUUCAGAGGAAAACGAUGAGAAUACCAUGGUGGUCAGUAAACUACAGAAAACCUCCAGUUCAGACCGAAAAAAUAUUCAUCAAAGGAAAAAAGUUGCAGAAACUCCUAAAAGUUGUUUUGCAGCCAUAAUUUCUGCAAAUAUAAAGCUUGUGUAUUUGAAAAGGAGUUUAGUUCAGGAUCUUCUGGCAGACCCUGAAACUUUUGAAAGUAAAGUAGUGGGAAGUUUUGUGAGAGUCAAAUCUGAUCCAAAUGACUACUUCCAACAAAAUUCUCACCAACUUCUGCAAGUUACAGGUGUGAGGAAAGCCUCUGGAACUGGCAACACUUGCACAGAGAUUCUACUUCAAGUUCCUAAUAUGAUGAAAGACAUUCGCAUUUGCAUGCUGUCAGAUGAUAACUUCUCUGAGGAAGAAUGUGAGGAUUUGCGUCAAAGAGUAAAAAGUGGUUCCCUCAAGAGGCCUACUGUUGUGGAGUUUCAACAGAAGGCCCAAAUGUUGCAUGAGGAUAUAACGAAGCAUUGGUUGGUGAGAGAGCUUACCUUGUUGCAAAAUCUCAUUGAUCGAGCUAAUGAGAAGGGAUGGCGCAAAGAGUUAUUUGAGUACCUGGAAAGAAAGCAGCUGCUUCAAACACCGUCUGAACAGUCGAGACUAUUGCUUGAGGUUCCAAAAGUAACUGCAGAUGAAAUAGAGCAGGAAGCUACACCACAAGAAGGAAGUUAUGGUUCCCCAAGAUCAAUUCUUAGGGGUGCAUCAGAGAUUUCUACCUGUGAGUUAGAGGCAAAUCAAACUUUGUCAACCAAAAACUUCAGCAGUACUGAUGCUGCAGAAGAUCAGCCAGCUCAAUUUGUUCAAGAACAGAAGAACUUGGAUGAAUUCGAGGAGGAUUCUCAUGGAAAAGUUGAUGAGCACGAGCAGGUGGUUGUGGCAACUCAGGUGAUUGAAGUGAGUGAUGAUGAUAAAGAAGUUGAAGAUGCUGGCGGACAAUUGUCAAUAUGGCAUUAUGUGGAUCCCCAGGGAGAGGUACAGGGGCCCUUUCCAAUGGAAUCACUGAAACGUUGGAGUGAUGCUAACUACUUCCCUCCAGACUUCAAGGUUUGGAGGAUGGGUCAAAGCCAAGAAGAAGCUGUCUUAUUAAGCGAUGCACUAAGCUUCUCCCAAAGUUUUCCAACAAUUGAUUAAAGCAAGGAAGCAAGGGUCCGCUAGCCAGCCUCUAACAAGCAUGAAGUCGUCUUGUUCUGCCAGCCUCUGACAAGAAUACGUUUGUCAUUCAUUUGACAUCUAUUCUAUUGAGAGAAUUCGAUACACCUUACAUAAAAGCAUUGCUUGUAUCUUUACUUAGUUUUACCAAAUAAAAACACUAGUCCUCAUUACAUGUUAACAGUAAUGGUAUCACUAUCAAAGCCUUGCAUUACACGGUCUUUCAAAGGAGAGAACAUAUCCUCACAUGGGGGCUUCAGAGUUUUAAAAACUUGGUGCCUCACCUAUUUUAUAUUUGAUUUUGUUUUCAUUGGAGCUUCAGAGUUUUCUUUAGGAAGCCAUUUUUUUGCAUUCCUUCUAUAGAGUUUGUUCUCAUGGUGCUUAAGGAUAUUGCAGGCUGAAGCAUAGCUUUUGCACCUCAGAAAUACAGGAGAUAGAGCUCUGGAGCAAGAGCCUCGUAUAAAUUAUCAUUGUUUUUUUGUUUUUUUGUUUUUUUGCUUUUUUUGUUUUUGUUUUUGUUUUUGGAGGAACAAAAAAACCUCAUUCAAAUUGGUGUCUUUAGGGCUCUGCCAGUGUAAUAUAUUUCUACCCAAUUUGGGUACUGGCAAACACAAUGUGGCAGGAGUUUGCCCCACAUGGUGUUGUGCUUGCUUGCAUGAUA